Molecule: messenger RNA, 1839 nt
Organism: Dovyalis caffra
Lineage: Eukaryota; Viridiplantae; Streptophyta; Magnoliopsida; Malpighiales; Salicaceae
Source: the annotation of a GenBank genome assembly
AUGCAGAGAUCACGUAGAGCUCUUCUUGAAAGAAGAGCUUUGGAGAAGGAUGUUAGUGGAAAGAAUCAAUUCUACAAGAUUUCUUUGUCUUUGGUUUUUGUUUUGUGGGGGCUUGUCUUCCUCUUGAGUUUAUGGAUCAGUCGUGGCGAUGGUUAUACAGAUGGGUCUGGAGUGCUUCCAGUUGGCAUAUCCACUUGGAAUGAAGCUACACCGGAACCCAGUAAAUGCUCUGCUUCUGUAGAUAAAAAUCCAUCAAAAGAAACCUGUCCUUUAUAUUCUGAUGAGAGCUUGUGUUCAGAUAGUGCUGAAAUCGGAGAUUCCAAUGACAAAUUGCUUACCAGUGAAGGAAACACAAAUGAUGCCUUUGCUGUCGAGCAAUCUGAGGUAGACUCUGGUUCAGGUGUGAAGUCUGAAAAUAAUGCCCAAAAGACUGAUCGACCACAUCGUGCUGUGCCCCUCGGUCUUGAUGAAUUCAAAAGUAGAGCAUUCAGCUCUAAAAGUAAACCUGGAACUGGUCAGGUUGGAGGUAUAAUUCAUAGAAUGGAGCCUGGAGGUAAAGAAUACAAUUAUGCUUCAGCCUCCAAGGGAGCAAAGGUCUUGGCUUUCAAUAAGGAAGCAAAGGGGGCCUCCAAUAUCUUAGGCAGAGACAAGGAUAAGUACCUUCGGAAUCCAUGUUCUGCAGAGGAGAAAUUUGUUGUAAUAGAACUUUCGGAAGAAACAUUGGUAGAUACUAUUGAAAUAGCAAAUUUUGAGCAUUAUUCUUCGAAUUUAAAAGAUUUUGAGUUGCUUGGAAGCUUGGUUUAUCCAACAGACAACUGGGUGAAGCUUGGGAAUUUUACAGCUGCAAAUGCUAAGCAUGCUCAGAGGUUUACCCUUCAUGAGGCAAAAAGGGUGAGAUAUCUAAGGUUGAAUCUUCUGAGCCAUUAUGGUUCAGAAUUUUAUUGUACAUUAAGUGUUAUUGAAGUUUAUGGAGUGGAUACUGUUGAGCAAAUGCUGGAGGAUUUGAUCUCUGCUCAAGAUAAUUUAUUUGGGUCUGAGGAGGGAGCUGGUGAGCAGAAACCACCAGCCUCCCAAUCAGAGUCCACUCAGGGUGAUGAUAUUUAUCUAGACUUGUAUGGUGAUGUGGAAAACUCUUCAGUGGAAAACUCAAAUGCAAAGAAUGAAGUUGUGAAAAAUAAAGUGCCAGAUCCAGUUGAAGAAGUUCGGCAUCAGCAAGUUGGCAGGAUGCCUGGGGACUCUGUUCUUAAAAUAUUGAUGCAGAAAGUUCGUUCCCUGGACUUAAGUUUAUCCAUCUUGGAGCGAUACCUUGAGGAAGUGAAUACCAAAUAUGGCAAUAUUUUCAAAGAAAUUGACAAGGAUUUGGGGGAGAAAGAUAUACUUUUAGAGAAGAUCAGAUCAGGUGUAAAGAGUCUCCAUGACAGCCAGGAGGUCAUUGCCAAAGAUGUUAAUGAUCUUAUUUCUUGGAAAUCCCUUGUUUCCACACAGUUGGAUGGUCUCCUUACGGACAAUUUGAUUCUCAGGUCAAAUGUUGAAAGGGUUCUAGAGAAUCAGAAAUCUAUGGAGAAUAAGGAGGCGCAGACACCCGUGAUCAUUUUACAAGCCAUCUCCAUGAAUCGGAGACAAAUUAAAGCCUUUAUAGAUAGGGAGCUUGAUAGAGGAGAAGAAAUCUCACCAGCCCUUUUGGUGGUCUUAAAAAAUUAUGCUUCUUCACCUGGGUGCCUAGAUGAACUGGUGAAAAUACUUGAGUGCGAAGAAGAUUGCAGGGCAUAUGGUUGUACCAGUUUUCUACCUGAUCGAUCCAUCGGAUGUAGCAGAUUAGACUGGGAAUUUCGGGAAUGA